AUGGAUGACGAUAAGAGUAACAGCAUGCCGGCGGAUGAUUUCCACGCGGCUUUGUCCAUGCUGGACGAUCCGCUGCUUGAUGCCGGACCGGUAACUAUUCUUUAUUUUUUUUUAUUGUGUUUAGAACGUUUCUUUCAAGUUCUAUUCGUUUAGAGCACUGCAGACAUCCCAGCUGAAGGGCUUAUACCAUCGGAAAUCAGUCUCUCAGAUGAACCGUCCACUUCGAAAGCAACGGACGACGACUUUGCUGUUCCGAAACUUCCAAAGAAACCCAAACGUGCGGAAGAAGAGAAGGAUAAGGUAUCAACUCCGGAAGAUAGCGAUGACGAGCCGGAGAUCACAUCCGAAGCCAAAGAGGACGAGGCCCAUCGGUUGAAAAUGCAGGUUGUUUUGUCCAACUUCAGUCAAGAACAACUUGAGCGCUAUGAGGCGAUGAGAAGAGCCAGUUUCCCAAAGAGUGUGAUCAAAAGAGUAGGCCAAUGUUUUAUAUUUUCUACUAAUAAUUUUAGCUCUGUCAUCAAUAUACUGGGGUCCCUAUCAGUCAAAAUGUAACCAUCGCCAUCGCUGGAAUGGCCAAGGUCUUUGUUGGUGAACUUAUUGAAGAAGGUAGGUAACUUUAUAUAUUUUGUUUCUAUUUUUAGCGUUGGAUGUGAAGCAAUCUCUCGGUGAUACUGGACCUUUAUCUCCAAGACAUUUGAAUCUGGCGUACUCUCAGUUAGAGGCAGAAGGGAAGCUGUUUCCCAUCAAACCUCGAAAGAACCCCUUGUUAUGA
Molecule: messenger RNA, 772 nt
Organism: Bursaphelenchus xylophilus (pine wood nematode)
Lineage: Eukaryota; Metazoa; Nematoda; Chromadorea; Rhabditida; Aphelenchoididae
Source: the annotation of a GenBank genome assembly